CCUGCGCACUGGGAGGAAAGUGGGCUCGUGCUCUACUCGCGCGCUAGAGGUCCGUCUCUCCGCGCGCCUAGCUCGCUUCGUUUCUGAGCCGCGCCAUGGAGGAGGCUGAGACGGACGCCACGGGGAACCCUCGCGCCUCCGAGGCUGAGCUAGACUCAGCCAUUCCACCUCCGCCUCCCAUCUCUCCGCCCGCCCUCACGCCGGCGCCCGCGGCCGGUGAGGAGGGCCCGGCGUUUCUGCCGGAGGCGGGCGCUCCGGGCUGCUCCCGAUCUCGGCCCCCGGAGUUGGAGCCCGAGCGCAGUCUGGGUCGCUUGAGAGGCCGCUUCGAGGACUACGACGAGGAGUUGGAAGAGGAUGAGGAGAUGGAGGAGGAAGAGGAGGAGGAGGAAGAGAUGAGCCACUUCUCGCUGCGACUGGAGACCGGGCGGCCGGACUCCGAGGACGAGGAAGAGCGCCUGGUUAACCUUGCUGAACUGACCCCAUACAUCUUGUGUUCCAUUUGCAAAGGUUACUUAAUAGAUGCGACGACCAUCACAGAAUGUCUUCAUACCUUUUGUAAAAGCUGCAUUGUAAGACAUUUUUACUAUAGCAACAGAUGCCCAAAAUGCAACAUAGUUGUCCACCAGACACAGCCUCUUUAUAAUAUAAGGUUGGACCGACAAUUACAAGACAUAGUAUACAAAUUAGUCGUCAAUCUAGAGGAAAGAGAAAAAAAGCAGAUGCAUGAUUUCUAUAAGGAAAGAGGUCUAGAAGUACCUAAACCUGCUGCUCCACAGCCAGUCCCUUCCAGCAGAGGAAGAACUAAGAAAGUCCUGGAGUCGGUCUUUCGCAUCCCGCCUGAACUUGAUAUGUCAUUAUUACUUGAGUUCAUUGGUGCUAAUGAAGACACGGGACACUUUAAGCCAUUGGAAAAGAAGUUUGUGCGUGUUUCAGGAGAAGCAACUAUUGGGCAUGUAGAAAAAUUUCUUAGAAGAAAAAUGGGUCUUGAUCCAGCUUGUCAGGUAGAUAUCAUCUGCGGCGAUCACUUACUGGAACGGUACCAAACUCUACGGGAAAUCCGACGUGCAAUAGGUGAUGCAGCAAUGCAGGAUGGUCUGCUUGUUCUUCAUUAUGGUCUUGUGGUUUCUCCUUUGAAAAUAACUUGAAGAUACAAGGGUAUAUGAGGAAGGAAACAGAGUGAGGAGGCUUCUGCAGGUCUGCAUUACACCAAAGAUUCUCACGAAACAUGUAGCCACCACUACUUUAUGCUGUUCUGAGCUAGCUUCUGUUUUCAGCACCAGAACCCUAGCAUUGUAUGUACAACUUGAAACAGUAGAAUGUAUCUGCUACACUAGAGACUAUGUAAAAAAACAAAAACAAAAAAAACCUCAAAACUCAGGGGAAAAAAAUCUGAAAACACUGAAUUUUAAAAUUCCUUGUGAUUCCAAAUAGAAGGAAGUUGCUGGUUGCUUCCCAUCUUCGAGGUAGGAGUCUGCCCUGCAGGCUGCGUGGGCUGCAGGUGUCCUUGCAGGACAGCUUUGCUUUUUAAGCUGCAGGGCAUACUCAGCACCAAAUCUGCUAGGCACUUACACGUUCCUAUCUGCUCUGAACUUGAUCCUACUAAAGCAGUGUUACUCAGCUCUGCUACUGGAGACACUGUCUCCUGUUAGAUAUGGCUCUUUUUCAAUAAGAGGUGCUUCUUGUGAUGGGUAAUUUGCAUAUAUCAGUGCCACUGGACAGGUGUUACAAGGUACUCUCAGUAUGGCUGUUGAUAAAUGGCACUGCUUCUAACAGUAGCAAAAAAAAAUCCAGGUGAAUUACCAGAAGUUUACAGAAUCCUUAUUGUUUCCUCAGUCCCAGCUUAACUGGUUCUGUGUUUAAUGUUUGUUUUCUUGUCACUGGGGUAAAGAAUCAGUCUUUGAGGACCUUGCUUUCAGGAAGACUUAAUUUUAAACAUUAUUUUGCCUAAACUAGCAUCCUGAUGCUUUCUAAAAAAUAUUUUGUAGACUUAUUUCACAGCAAAAUCUCCAAAUCUGUAUAGAAACUUACAAAAUUGGACUUACAUUGGCAACUGUUUUGUAAAGAAUUUGUGAACUGUGCAUAAAUCUUCUGAAUUUAAUAAAAAUUUAUUUUAGCCUAUUUUGAAGUGUUAACAUU
This is a messenger RNA of Acomys russatus (golden spiny mouse), 2136 nucleotides long. It is a transcript of the gene Pcgf6, whose product is annotated as polycomb group ring finger 6. Lineage: Eukaryota; Metazoa; Chordata; Mammalia; Rodentia; Muridae. Bases 96 to 1145 code for a protein of 349 amino acids. The record is from RefSeq and is a predicted model, not a curated record. The transcript has 10 exons. Gene Ontology annotation, cellular component: PRC1 complex. Gene Ontology annotation, biological process: regulation of transcription by RNA polymerase II.